Molecule: messenger RNA, 3897 nt
Organism: Diaporthe amygdali
Lineage: Eukaryota; Fungi; Ascomycota; Sordariomycetes; Diaporthales; Diaporthaceae
Exons: 4
Coding region: 1-3897 (1298 amino acids)
Molecular function (GO): protein binding
Source: RefSeq, a predicted model, not a curated record
AUGAAAAAGAAGUUGAGGAAAGAUUGCGUACAAUCCGCUAACGUUGACUGCAUAAAGGUGCCGAUAGUCUUUGUUGCCCACAGCAUGGGAGGCCUCGUUGUCAAACAGGACAUCAAUGAAGAUUUCAGGCACGUUUGUGGAGAUGUCCGUUUGUGGUCUUUCUUUGAAGGGGCACCCACAACAGGCUUCAUAAUCGUCGACAAGUCUUCUGCUGUGAUGAAUCUUCCCGGAGAGCACACACAGUACUUGUCUGCGGAUCAUCGGCACGUAUGUAAAUUUCGUGAUGUGAACGAUCCGAAUUACAUUACCCUAAGGGACUGUUUCAAGACGACAAUCGAGCAGAUCAACAAGCAUUACACGAUUCAGCAGGCUCAGCAAAUGAAAAUGAUCGCCGAUGCGCUCGACAUUAGCCACCAGCCUAAGAGAGACCUUCUUUCUGUGUCAGAAAAACUUCACAAGGGGACUUGCGAGUGGAUAACUCAACAUGAAGACUUCCAUCGAUGGCUUGAUGUUGCUGAUGCUUCAACAUGGAGCAAUUUAGACAAGGAGUCUUCAGACACGCAUCCCCGCAUUCUCUGGCUUUCUGGACAUCCUGGAUCCGGGAAAUCUGUGACAACAUCCCACGUCGUCAAUUACUUGACUUCUUUCAACAUGGAUUGCUGCUACUUCUUCUUCAAGAACGACACUAAACUUGGCAUCGCUUCUCUGCUCCUCAAUCUCGCCUAUCAAAUGGCCGAGUUCAGUUUCGAAAUACGCCAGGUUUUCCUCUCCAUUGUGAGCAAUGGCGAGACCGUCAAUACCCAAGAUCACACGGUCAUAUGGAACAACCUCUUCCAGGGCCGGAUAUUUCAAGUACCUUUCACUCAGCCAUUUUACUGGGUAAUCGAUGGGCUUGAUGAGUGUCCCAAGAAGUCCUUAAUUUCCUUGAUUCAAGUCCUUUCCAGGAUUGAGACCAGAAUACCAAUUCGGAUAUUCAUGACCAGUCGGCCAGACUCUCCAGAUGCUCCAGUGGAGCAGCUUCUCAAUGCAGAGAAUGUCAACAGGGUUGAGUUCCGUACGGGCCAAGAGGACUCAAUCCGUGACAUUGCGGCAUAUGUCAGAUCGCAGCCAAGGCUCUCCAGAAUGCUCGACAAUGACGAGAACGACCAAAUAGUGACGGAUAUACUCGCCAAGUCCCAAGGAAACUUUCUCUGGGCGUCCUUGAUUAUCGGGCGUCUAGAUGAGCUUUACAGCGCCGAGGAUGUCAGAACUGCCCUCCGCCAAGUCCCCUCUGAGAUGAAUGGGUUUUACGACAGGAUUUUGGAAAGCAUUUCGAACGCUUCUAAUUCGGAAAAAGCAAAGUGCAUUAUGAAAUGGGUCGUAUGCGCUCCAGAGCCUCUCUCCACCGAGGAACUGAUGGAAGCCGUGCAUCUUGACAUCGGUCACACACUUUUAGCGGCCACAUCCGGAGACAUUUUCUCCGAAAUUUGUGGAAGGGAAUUCAUCGACACGAAGACGCUGAUCUGGAUCGAGCACGUCGCUAGAAAAGGAAAGCUUAAGAAUUUCCUGAGGACCAUUGGAAACAUCAAACCAUAUCUAGCCCGCCAGCUUGAACGGAGCCCUCCAUUCAGCAAAAGCUAUCAAAAGGUAAAAUCUUGGGUCGACGACUUGACACACCUCGUCAGUAUCUUCGGACAGACACUCUUGGAUUCUCCGGGGUCCGUGUAUGCAUUCAUCCCACCACUAUGCCCCUCAUCAUCACUGAUUCAUCGCACGUUCGCAAGAGAUUGCUCACAGAAAGUUGUGUGUCCUUCGCACAAGGAUUGGGAUGAACGUCUAUCUUGCAUGAACUUUCAUUCUUACUCCAAGAGCAUAGCAGUAAGCGACAAUCAUAUUGCUACCGGCCACACAGACGGCAUGAUCCGUAUCUUCAGCACUUCGACAUUUGAGGAGGUCGCAGUUCUCAAACAUGGAUCUCCAGUUCGCCAGCUUGCCUUCGGGAACGUUUCCAAUGUUCUUGUGUCUUGUAGCCCGAAAGCAAUUUCAGUUUGGAGCACGAAGCAAGACCUUAUAUGGAAAGCCACAGUACCAGGAGUGGCUUCCUCGGUCUGUUUCAACGCUGACGAUACCAAACUCAUGGUUACUAUCAAAAACGACGUGAAGCAUGCCAUGCUCGCUUUCGCUUCUGUCGAUGGCACCCAGCUUGAGCCGAUGAUCAUUCCUAGAGAAAGUCCUGGUUCAGACUCCGAGUCAGACCAAAAGAGCCACAGCAUGCAGAAGUUCUGCCCAGAGGUGGCGUGCGUCUCUUUCUCUCUUGGCUUGGUCGCUGUGACCUGGCGAACUUCGCACUUGACAAUCUUUUUCAUGGACUCCGACAAUAAUCUCGAAAAGUUUUGUAAGCUCGAGAAAGACGGAUUUCGAGACGCACCUCGGCCUCCUCAAAUUCUCGGCGUGGAACUUAAUCCUGCUGUUGAAUCUGAUCUGGUGGCUGUAGCAUACCAAGACGGCGACAUUGCCAUAUUCGAGAUGGAUGAGUGGAGCCCAAAGCAGACGCACACUUACAGUCUCCAUACCAGAACCAUGGCAAGUUCUCCAGAUGGCAGAACUCUCGCCGCUGGCGACACUGAAGGGGGCAUAUGGCUCUUUGCAUUUGACACUCUUCAGUUGCUGUAUCGCAUCAAUUCCUUGGACGAAGUUGCCUCCAGCAUUAUGUUUGCAUCAAAUAGCCUCCGGCUCUAUGAUGUCCGAGGGCGCUCUUGCAAUGUAUGGGAGCCCUCUGUACUCGUCCGGAAAAGCUCCAUGGAUGACAAUUCCAGCGAACCAGAAGAGUUUUCUGGGCCAUUGCCAGAGGGAAUCGGGGAUCACUCUGCUCACUCCUUACUCGAUACGAAGACCAUUACUGUUAUUGCGCCGGCUCAUGAUGACCAUUACCAUUUCUGUGGCAGAGAAGAUGGUUCGGUGACUAUUCAUGACAAUCGCAACGGAACUGUGGUUCUUGAAAUCAAGCUACACUCGGUACAGAUAUGUCACUUGCACUUUGAGGCCAGGUCUAGUACGCUUCUAAGUGUCGAUAUAUCAAGCAGGUGUGUGAUGACACGUCUGGAGAGGCCAUCUUCUGGCUUUCAAAAUUGGUCUCAAGAAGCCUGUGUAAUGGACCAUAGAGCGCAAGCCUCGGUCACUCAGUCACUCAUGAAGCCAAGCGGGACAGCCUUCCUUCUCUCUAAGCAAGACGGCGAGGAGCUUUGGAACGGAAGAGAGAUAUUGCGCAGCAAAGUUUCUACUGGAAGUUCGUGGUGGAUGCCUCAUCCCACUGAUCCAGAAUUGCUUCUCCUCGUCGACAACAAACAAAUUCGUACCUAUCACUGGGAGAAUUUGCGCGACGCUACCGAAGAUCAUGGUCUGUCAAUAGCCCUCCCGCCUAAUCUUGAUUGGCAAAAUCUUGACAACGUCUGGUCGUCGCAACCUGGAUGCAAUAUCAUCUCUCAGGCUGUGACGUUUCGAGACGCCCCGGGUACAGCCUUCCUGAUCCUGGAUUUAGAUCAGAACAAGCGUGAGUCUUCAUCAAUCGUGGUCUCAUGUACUCUCAGGAACAUGGCUGCCGGCGUCAAGUCAAUACUUGCAGUAUCGCGGUCCACAGUCAUUUUCUUGGACCGCGGUGGAUGGGUCUGUUCCUUGGGCGUCAAGAACAUCUCAGAAGCCAAGUCAUACACCAGACAUUUCUUUAUACCACCAUUUUGGCGAGCAAGAGGGGACUUCAUGGUCAAGAUAGUGGCAAAAAAUAGUCUCGUGGUUGCCUACAAGGACGAUGUUGUUAUUGUGCAUGGAUUCAUGGAUUUUACCCUUAAAACGGACUUUCCAGCUUUCCUUGAUGAAGAUGACACAUCACUUGUCCUGAGACGCCGCUUGACGAACCUUUAG